AUAGGAUUGUGGGUACCAUGUGAAAUAGCAAAAUGGCGGACUCAGAAGAGGCAGAGUUAACUCCCGCAGAAGAUAUCGUCGUCACCAAGUACAAAAUGGGCGGCGAUAUGGUCAAUGAAAUAUUGAAGCAGGUGAUCACCAAAUGUCUCGCAGGAGCCUCUGUUCUGGAAAUCUGCGAGUAUGGGGACAAGCAACUUAUUGAAGAAACAAGCAAGGUUUUCAAGAAGAUGAAAGAAAUGAAAAAAGGUCUUGCCUUCCCAACUUGUGUUUCCGUCAACAACUGUAUAUGCCAUUUCUCCCCACUGAAGUCUGAACCUGAUGUCAUUCUCAAGGAUGGAGACCUAGUCAAGAUUGACCUUGGGGCUCAGAUUGACGGCUUUAUUGCAGUAGUAGCACACUCGUUGGUCAUUGGUGCAAGCGCUGAGAAUAAGGUGAAGGGGAGAAAAGCUGAUGUGAUGAUGGCAGCACACCUAGCCAGCGAGGCAGCCCUUCGUCUUGUGAAACCAGGCAAUGAGAACUACAAUGUAACAGACAACAUUCAGAAAGUUGCGGAGUCCUUCAAGUGCAAACCCAUUGAAGGCAUGUUGUCUCAUCAACUCAAGAGACACGUUAUUGAUGGUGAAAAAGCUUUUAUACAGAACCCCACAGAAGCUCAAAGGAAAGAGCAUGAAAAGUGUGAAUUUGAAGUCUAUGAAGUGUAUGCUAUUGAUGUCUUAAUCAGCACAGGUGAAGGAAAGGGCAGGGAGUCCGACACAAGGACAACAGUGUAUAAGAAGAAAGAUAUUGUUUAUCAACUGAAGAUGAAAGCAUCAAGGCAAUUCCUCAGCGAAACUGACAAGAAGUUUGGAUUGAUGCCUUUCACGCUAAGGUUAUUUGAGGAUGAAAAGAAAGCCAAGAUGGGUAUCGUUGAGUGUGUGAAACACGAUCUCAUGCAGCCUUUCAGUGUGCUAUACGAGAGGGAAGGUGAAUGUGUAGCCCAGUUCAAGUUCACAGUGAUUUUGAUGCCAAAUGGACCAUUGAAGAUCACAGGUUUACCACUCGACGCUGAUGCAUAUGAGACAGAACACAGCAUUGAAGACGAAGAGCUCAAGACUCUUCUGGCUGCGUCGGCCUCCAGGAAAAGUGCUAAGCGGAAGAAGAAGAAGGUGGAGAAGGCAAUCGCAGAAAACAUGGAUGCUCCGCCAGCUCCAGCUGACUGAGUGUGACCUCGACAUUGUAGCCACAAUACCGGAAUACAUGGCAACCUUGAUGUUGCUUGAUGCUCAAGGCUGGAUCAGCCAAGGGUUAGCAAGUCAUCAAAAUGGACGUCAAAAGUUGAAUAUCUUUUCUAUGGAGUGGGGGUUUCUUGUCUACAUAUGUAAUGAAUGGUGAAGCUUUUCAAAGAUGGAUUUAAUUCUUUCAUUCAGAGACAUGUAGAAAUUUUGUUGACUGUCUUCUGAUUUUGAAAGUAUUGGGCUUCUGCGAAAUUCUGAAAAAAUGUCAUUUGUCUGAACCAUUAGAUGCGCCUUUGAGAAGUAAGUCCUAUGAUUUGUGAAGGGAUGCCACAUGGUUAUGGUGGAUGGUAUAGGAUUUAUCAGAUAGUUGAUGAAUAUGAUUCAGUACCAUAAGGGACCAGUUCAAAUGUUCAGUGUUGGUUAAAAAAACUGAAUUCCUUUAGUUUUGAGACUUACUUAAAAUGUUGAAUUCCUUGAUAUACUAAAAAAUAUACUGCCAUGAAGAAUAUAUGACAAGUUAAGUUCUGUACUAUUCAGGGUGCCAUUGCACAAAGUGAUCUUAGCGCUAAGGUGAUCGUAGCUCCCCUCCUCUAUCAUAGACUUACGACAGUCGUAGCACUAUGGCUUCUUUGCACAUCGGCACGUAAUACUAUUUGUUAUACUUAUUGUUAUACUACUUGUUAUGGUAAUACUGCUUGUGCCGUGAUGGCGACAGAAACCCUACCUCGUGUGUAUUUAAUGUAGUUAAUGACAACUUCUAACGGCAUAUGCCUGUCAAAUCCUCUUGUGUUACAGCCUAAAUUAUCAAUUUAGCGAAAAUCACAAAGCAGUGUUAACUGUUACUCUCAAGUUGCCUUGGAAAUGAUAACAGUCUCUUAACAGUAGAAAUAGGAUUGUUGAAAAAUAUGGUGUGAGUUUUGCCUAAGUGAAAAUGCUGGAAAAUAGGGAAAACUUGCAGGACCAAUAACUAUCACUCCCCACCCCAAAACUUUUGGGAUUAAAUUUUUUAUCCAACAUCAAACUUUUGAACUGGUCCCUGAAGUUCUUUGAUUGUACAGUUCUCUUAAGGUUUAAAUUGUUAUGUAAUACCCAUGUGAACAUGUUUCGGUAUAGCUGUUGUUUCUCACAACACCAAAAUGUACGUUUGAAGUUGGGGCCAUGCUUUACACUGGAAUUCAUUGUAUCGUGUACCUCUUCUCCCCAUCCUACUAUUGUACGUAACAUUUUGAUGGAAUUGGUCAAGACGAUUGUUGUAUUAUUCAGGAAACCAUUGUUAGUGUGAUGACAAAUCUAUUUGUGAUGAAACCGGCUGAUGUUCAUGCACUACUGGGUUGAUGUUACAAAAUUAAAAUGGGCCAACAAUUCUCCAACUGAUGUUUACUAUUUUUUAUCGUAUGUCAAAAUGGUUUACUUUUCCAAACAUUUCACGUUCAAGUAAAAGAUGACUGGGAACCGAAGCAUGCCAUCUCCAUGAGUUGUUUUUGUAAAUAUAUCGACAGCUAAUGUAUUUCGAGGACUUGUGUAGAUUUCAGAAUGACAGCUUGAAAGUGCUAUUUAUUGUUAACCAUCCAAAACUUUUGAUUAAGCAAGUGCCCCUCCAAAUUUUUUACCCUUUUGUUGGAGAACUUGAUUUUGAGAAGAAAAAAAUAAAAACCAAACCAAACCAAAAA
This is a messenger RNA of Haliotis rubra (blacklip abalone), 2884 nucleotides long. Its product is annotated as proliferation-associated protein 2G4-like. NCBI's taxonomy places the organism in Eukaryota, Metazoa, Mollusca, Gastropoda, Lepetellida, Haliotidae. The record is from RefSeq and is a predicted model, not a curated record. The transcript is spliced from 13 exons. The coding region runs from base 33 to 1199 and encodes 388 amino acids.